AUGUCUACGGCUACGGAAAAGAGCGAGCUCAAGAUUGAGGGCGUCGUCGAGUCGGCCCAAAACCCUGAAACUAGCACCACCGCCGAGGAUGCCGAGCGGAAAAUCCUCGAGGAGUCCAGGAAGGCCGGUAUCACGGCUUUCACAUUCGACCCUGAUGCGAGCCCGGAAGAAAAGAAGCGCCAGGCCAGAGCUGCCAUCCCCGAGGGGUUCUCCAGUAAACGACCUCAUGGCGUCUCUAUCGUGACCGAUGUCGGUGACGACAAGGCCCCGACAGCUGAUUUGCCCCCACCAACCACGGAGGGCGCUAUCGAACUAAAAAGAGACGAGGAGGGUAACGUUGUGGACGAUGACGGCGCCUCGGACGGCGAGAAGCCCUUCGAGCGCACUGGAUGGGCCCCACGCCUCGGCUGGCCCGUCGAGGUGUCGACCGAGAGUCUCUUGGACCAUUCUACCUGGCUCGAAAGUAACAUUCCCGACGCCUUUUAUGGCGACUGGUAUCACAACGCCGCAAUCAUCGUCUUUGCUUGCAUAUCGUCCUGGCUGGUCGCUGUCUUGGGAGGAGGUUUGGGUUGGGUCUUCAUCCUCAUGGCCGUCUGCUCCACCUACUAUCGAACUUCCAUACGGCGUGUUCGCCGCAACUUCCGGGACGACAUCAAUCGCGAGCUCUCAUUGAAGAAGCUGGAGACGGAUCAAGAGUCGCUGGAAUGGAUAAACUCCUUUCUAGUGAAAUUCUGGCCCAUCUACCAGCCCGUCCUGGCCCAGACCAUCAUCAACGUGGUCGACCAGGUUUUGAGCUCCGCGACGCCAGCGUUUCUCGAUAGCCUCAAGCUGAAGACCUUCACUCUCGGCUCCAAACCUCCUCGAAUGGAACACGUCAAGACCUACCCCAAAGCUGAGGAUGACAUCGUUAUCAUGGACUGGAAAUUUAGCUUCACCCCCAACGAUACGGCCGACAUGACAGCUAGGCAGAUGAGAAACAAGAUCAAUCCCAAGGUCGUCCUGGAAAUCCGCGUCGGCAAGGCCAUGAUCAGCAAAGGCCUCGACGUUAUUGUGGAGAACAUGGCAUUCUCUGGCCUGAUGCGCCUCAAGGUUAAGCUACAGGUGCCCUUCCCCCACGUUGAGAAGAUCGAGAUGUGUUUCCUGGAGCGCCCAACCAUCGACUACGUGUGCAAGCCCCUGGGUGGGGAGAAGUUCGGUUUUGAUAUCAACUUCAUCCCCGGACUGGAGAGUUUCAUCCUGGAGCAGAUCCACGGCAACUUGGAGCCCAUGAUGUACGCGCCCAAUGUCUUCCCCAUCGAAGUAGCAAAGAUGCUGGCCGGCACCCCGGUAGACCAGGCCAUCGGCGUGGUUGCCGUCACUCUUCACGGAGCCCGAGGCCUGAAAAACUCCGACAGAUUCUCUGGCGAAACAGACCCUUAUGCCGUCAUCAGCCUCAACAAGAGACAGGAGUUGGCUCGAACAAAGCAUAUCCGGGAUACCUCAAGUCCCCGGUGGAACGAGACGCACUACAUCAUCGUUACCUCCUACAACGAUACCCUCGACAUCCAAGUCUUUGACUACAAUGAUUUCAGGAAACACAAGGAACUGGGGAUGGCUUCCUUCCCCCUGGAGCGCAUAGAAGAGCUCAAUGUCUAUGAGAACGAACAGCUGGAGGUUAUCGCCGACGGAAAGGGACGUGGCAUGGUUUCCGCCGACAUUCGCUUUUUCCCUGUGUUGGGGCCGACCAAGUUGGAAGACGGGACGGAAGAGCCGCCCCCCGAGUCGAACACCGGUAUUCUCCGGUUCACUGUCGAACGGGCGAAGGACCUCGACUACUCGAAGAGUCUCAUCGGCCAACUCAAUCCUUAUGCGAUUCUUCAUCUAAACGGGCGGGAUGUGCAUCACACGAAGAAGCUGAAGCGGACCAACAACCCCAUUUGGGAAGAUGGGUCCAAAGAGAUGCUCAUCACGGACAGGAAGAACGCUAAACUGGGUGUUACCAUCAAGGAUGAUCGCGACCUUGCUGGCGACCAGGUGGUUGGAAAGUAUCAGAUCAAGCUCGAAGACAUCCUUGAAUAUACGGAGAAUGGACAAGAGUGGUUCCAGCUCUCCGGGGUGCCUACAGGACGGGUCAAGAUGAAGGCCCAGUGGAAGCCCGUUGCAAUCUCUGGGGUUCUUUCUGGGACUGGUGGUUACAUCACCCCCGUUGGCGUCAUGCGCUUCCACUUCAAGGGCGCUCGUGAUCUGCGUAACUUCGAAGCGCUGGGCAAAUCUGACCCCUAUGUCCGCGUUCUGCUUUCGGGUCUGGAGAAGGCACGCACUGUAACCCAUUUGAACACCCUCGACCCGGACUGGGAUGAGGUCUUAUACGUACCCGUUCAUUCUAAUCGGGAAAAACUCAUUCUCGACGUCAUGGACGCCGAAAAGCUGGGCAAAGACCGCAGUUUAGGUCAUGUGCAAAUUGCUACCGGAGACUUCGUCUCACAGGACGAAAACGGAGAGUAUCUGGUUCAUGACAAGAAAGACUACAGAGAAGCCGGUCUUCGACUCCACGGCAAGGGCAUUGCCAAGGGCAUCCUCAUUUACAACGCUGCCUUCUACCCGUGUCUGAACGUUGCCGACCCCGAAGAAGAGGAAGACGAAGAAAAACAAGACGAGAACAAUGCCGCUGAGGAGACUAGUGAAUCGCCCGUUGCACGUUCUGCCGCUGCUGGGAAAUUCAACGCUACCCUUGAUAAGCCCCAGUCGGAGGCUGAACCGACAUCGCCGAAGUCACCCAUAACACCCACGGUGGGCAAGCCCCCCAAUGAUCUGCCCAGUCCGCCCAAGGUGCACCUGUUCCCUGAACAACUGCUCAAGUACGAGAGUGGGCUACUCAUCUUCAAACUGAUGGAAGCCGAAAUGCCCGAAUCCAACACCCAGAUCGAAGUGUGGGUCGACGACAUGGCUUUCCCGUCCUACACAUCCUCCGCCGCCAAACAUAGAAAGCACAAAUUUGACGAGAUAGGAGACUGUGUCAUUCGUGAAAUUGACUUUUCUCGCCUUACGCUCAAGGUUCGGGAGAAGGGCCACGCAGUUGAGGGACGUGAGAAGGAUAAGGAGAAUACCAUUGCCAAACUGCAAGGAAACACCCUCGAUACCUUGAAGCAAUGCUUGAACAACCCCACGACUCUGAAACUCAGGGACAGGGACGGCCGGCCCUGCUGUGUCAAGAUCAGCCUGAAGUAUAUCCCCUUGAAGAUGAAGCUGGAUCCAAGCGAAAGCAUCAACAAUAUGGGCAAUCUCCGACUUGACGUGCUGGACGCCGAGAAUCUUCCCUCGGCGGACCGCAACGGCAAGAGUGACCCGUAUUGCAAGUUUGAACUCAACGGCGAAGAAGUGUACAAGACGAAGGUGCAGAAGAAGACUCUCCAUCCCGUGUGGAACGAGUUCUUCGAAAUUCCAAUACCUUCGCGUACUGCUGCCAAUUUCAAGGUGGUCGUUUGGGAUUAUGACUUUGCCGACAAACCGGACUUUCUUGGUGGUGCAGACAUUAACCUCGAGCAACUGGAUCCCUUCAAGCCCAGCGAGACGAGGUUGACGUUGGAUGGGAAAUCGGGCUCCAUCCGCUUGAGAAUGCUCUUCCGACCCGCGUAUGUUGCUCGCACGCGUCAGGGAACCUCGACCUUCUCGGGUACUUUCGCGGUUCCCGGCCGUAUCGUGACCGGAGUGGCUGGCGCCCCGGUCAAGGCUGUAGGCGUGGUCGGCUCGGGCGUCGGUGGAAUUGUCCGCAACAUCUUUUCUAGGGACAAGAAGGACGAUGACGGGACGACUACGAGUUACGACACUCCCACAAUCACAGAGAAUGGACAUGAGCUCAAGCACUCCAGCACCCUGGGCCCCAUCCCAGAUGGGGACGAAAGCCCAGUCAGUACGCGGCCAACCACGGCCAACCCCGGCGCCACGAACGGCGCCGCAACUCUUGGCCAUAUUGGCCACAACAGGAGCAGGAGCAUCGGCGCAUCAUCAGUCUACAGCACCAAUCCUCCGAGCCCCGGAUCCGGCCUUGCUACCCUUACAGUCGUUUCGGCGUCUGGAUACCCGCCGUCUUCUCAACUGUAUGUCGUCCUUAGCCAACUGACGCCCAAGGUAAAAACCAUUGGGAAGACGGCUCAUCACAAGGACCCGAGUGGAGCCGUAACUUUCAACGAAACGUUCAAGUGGGUCUGCACACCAGAUACGCAGUUCAAGAUCGUGGUCAGAGGGGACAAGACAUUCCGCAGCGACGAGGAAUUUGGCGAAGGCCUGUACGUCGUGGAUGAGACGGGUGCGGCCGCCGACACAGAGGUAAAGGUCGGCAGUGGCACCGUCGUCGUGAGGAGCACCUUUUCCCCGUCCGGUGAAAGCUCUUCCAUCCAUGACAGUCCCAAGUCAUCCAUCCGACGCGGCUUCCUCAGCAAGCGAGAGAGCAAGAGUCGCGAGGGUACCCCUAGCUGA
Messenger RNA from Sodiomyces alkalinus F11, 4455 nucleotides. RefSeq names its product tricalbin-1. Lineage: Eukaryota; Fungi; Ascomycota; Sordariomycetes; Glomerellales; Plectosphaerellaceae. The record is from RefSeq and is a predicted model, not a curated record. The transcript is spliced from 3 exons. Gene Ontology annotation, molecular function: lipid binding. The coding region runs from base 1 to 4455 and encodes 1484 amino acids.